Molecule: messenger RNA, 1914 nt
Organism: Striga hermonthica
Lineage: Eukaryota; Viridiplantae; Streptophyta; Magnoliopsida; Lamiales; Orobanchaceae
Source: the annotation of a GenBank genome assembly
AUGAGUUUAAAUUACAACUUUCUUUUUCUCCGACGCAGCUCUUUCGCCGGAGGUGUCGUCGAGCCCGUUUGCAACCACCACCAGACCAGAGAUCUCCUCAACUCCGCCCGUCGCCGCCGCUCAACGCCGCCGCAGCCGCCUCAAAUGGAAGAAACUGAAGAAAAAAAGAAAACAGAAAAAGGGAUUGCGAUGGACGCAUGCGAGGCGACAAGGAUAGUUAUGUCGAGGGUUCAGAGUUUGGACCCGGAAAACGCUGCCAAGAUCAUGGGCUACAUACUGAUACAGGACGAUGGCGACAAGGAGAUGAUAAGGUUAGCCCUCGGGCACGAAGCCCUCCUCCUGUCCCGCGUCGAACAGCUGAGGGCCCGUUUGGGUCUUCCGCCCGCAAAACCCUCGAGCCCUGUCGCGCCAAACGGGCCAUUCCCCCCGCGGGUGGCGAUACCGAACGUUUCCUACGCCGCCGCGCUGAACGGAGAGGUGAACGGUAACCAACUGUCGUUUGUGGACGAUUCCGUGGUGGAUCCGAUUAUGAGCCCAAGCGGGGGGAGCGAUUCUCUGAUUUUCUCUUACGGUGAGGACUCGCCCUCCCCACAGCCCCACCCGUUCCACAGGAGGAGUUGCUCCGUGAACGAUGCUGUCUUCCUGUCUAAUUUGGAGGAAGGCGGGGGUUUUGGGUGGAGGCCGUGCAUGUAUUUCGCGAGAGGGUUCUGCAAGAACGGCAGUUCCUGCAAGUUCUUGCACGGUGAAAAUGGCGGUGAGGUGGUGGAAGAGGGCUCUCCAAGUUCGGCUGCAUCAGGGUUUGACGAGUUCAUGAGAAUUAAGGCUAUGCAACAGCAUAGGCUUGCAGCCAUGCCUUCCAGGGGCCACCACCAUUCUUUUCCUUACAGCAAGUCUGUCAACAUCCUCAACGACAAUCAGAGGUGUGGUCCUCGGAAUGGUUUGUCACAAAUGGGUUUAGGUGCCGGUUUUAGUUCGUGCUCACGGCAAAUUUACUUGACGUUUCCAGCUGAUAGUACAUUCAAAGAAGAAGAUGUCUCAAGUUACUUUGGCUUGUUUGGGCCGGUGCAAGAUGUUAGGAUUCCCUAUCAACCUAAGCGAAUGUUUGGCUUUGUGACCUUUGUCUACCCAGAGACGGUAAAACUCAUUCUUGCUAAAGGAAACCCGCAUUAUGUGUGUGAUUCUCGCGUGCUCGUGAAACCCUACAAGGAGAAAGGGAAAAUACCAGAAAAGAAACAAUUCCAGCAACAAUAUGACCACUUGGAGAGGGGAGAAUAUUCAACUAGUUUAAGCCCGUCCGGAAUUGAUUCCAGAGAGCUAUUUGAUGUCCCUAUUGGAUCAAGAAUGUUGUUCAAUACACAAGACAUGAUGCUCAGGAGACAGUUGGAGCAGGAGGCAGAAAUACAGCAUGCUCUUGAACUUCAAACCCGAAGGAUGAAUAAUUUGCAGCUAGUGGAAAAUCCACAGCUUAGUCAUGGUUUUCUACCAAGCCUAUUUACGGGUGUCCCAAUAUCCUCCCCCAGACAACAGCAAUUGCUUAUGAGUCAAAAUUUCCUUGAUGCAACUACUCAAGAUGGUUUGCAAGAGCUUGAUGGUGGCUUAGUAGCAUCAAAAUCUCCAGCUUUUGCAGAUGAUGAUGACAAGUUGGGUGCUGAAGAAACUGAAUCAUCCAUUAUCACCUACAUUCUUAAUAGCAAGAAGCACCAGCAUGUGAAUGAUGAUGACUCUUAUCCACCUGAAAGUUUGGAGCAUAUUCUACCCGAGAACCUUUUAUCGUCUCCUAAAAAAUCAGCCACAGAGCAACAAUCUGCUUUCUCAGUUGCUGCCAGUAACAAUAUAACCGUGACAAAUAAAUUACCUAACAGCUCUCCCCACAGAAUGGCUUCUCUGUUUUACUCUGAAACUGCAAGCCAUUGA